AGUCGCCUGACGGUGAAUAUCAAUGUACUGUGAGCGCUGGUAGUAAGUCGUAUUCAAUUGCAGCCACUUGGAAUAAUAGCACAAGUAUUACAUGUGGAGCUCAAGAGGUAAAAUAAUUCAUUAAUUUGUUUACAAAUUUCGGACAACACAAUUUUUCAGGCUAUAGAUAUGCAAGCCACGGCACGAAUUACAUUUUACAUUACAUACAUUAUCUGGCAUUAAUACCUGAUAUUUAUGGUUACAUGCAUAUUUUUGUUGUGUAGCAUAAAUACCCUGAACCAAGAGUUGAAAUAUCUGCAAAUAUUAGUGUAAAGUUGGGUAAAAGUGACGUGAAGCCCGUAGAUGGUUAUAUCCAAGGUAAUUCUAUAUACUAAAUAUUUCUCAGAUUUACUUGUCAUGUUUCUCACAUGUGGGUUCCUGACAACUCGAAAUCAGCUUUUGACUUGUUUUGACUCGAGUGAUGCCAUUGACUGGUUUCCACUUGAUGAGAGAUGAGGGUGAGUCGACCUGACUGACGACUCGACCUACAAUACUAAACUGUCAGGGUAAAGUAUCGUAACAUAUUUCAUAAUUUGUUUAGUGUAUUUGUACGACUGUCGAAGGGCUGCCACGCUUUGUGGAAGUUGUCUUGUUGCGAAAGCUCAGUAUAAAUGUGGUUGGUGUGUCAAUACAAGUUGUUCUGUAAAUGAUCGUUGUCCUUCAGGAUUAUGGGUACCACCAAGUGGGGAAUGUCCAGGAAUACCAAAAAUAGAGUCGGUAUGUUUAAUUUUAGUUUUGCUGUUAUAUUUGGUCAUAGAAUGGUUUCAAGUUGAGACAGUAGCCGGUCCUUCCAAACUGUUCUCUCUAUGGAGGUUAAGUAAAGUACUAUAAGAACCAUCCUUUACUGGUCCAGUUUACAGGUGGUAAUCUAGUCUGAACUAUCUUCUUUCACACUGGAUAGCCCUAUUAACUGUACUCCUCAGAGUUCCAGUAAGGGAUAUCCUUAUUACUCCAGCGUUAAACUCCGUUACAGAAAACGCCGACACAGAGAGAGACCUGGAUCACGGUCUAGUGUUACUACAGGAAGAAUUUAAACUGGCCAGCACCAGGAGAAAAUGUGCUCAUGUGUUUGGUAGAACUGGAAGCACUCUUUUCACAUUGAACUGAGAAAGACUAUAAUCAGAAAACUGUGAACAGCAGGAAUCAACCAGAUCAGACCUUGUUAAAACCUUGCAAGUUAAGAUUCACAACUUGCCUUUGGGUCGUGUCUGCACUUAUAAGCGUUUUUUUGAAACGUCAAAGUCUUUUAAUUGUCAGAUAGUUCAGACUAAAAAACCACGUCAGUUUAUUCUGGAUACUACUCUUACCGUUCUUGCAUGUUUAACAUGUUCGACAAUUAAGUUUUGUUCUUAAAUCUUAUUGCCUUCCGUCGACACUCGCACAAACCUAUAAUGUUGUUAAUAUUUUUAGUUUUAUCCAAAAACGGGACAUGUGAAAGGGAAUUCAAGGCUCGAAAUAAACGGAAAGGAAUUUGGUCGAAGAUAUAAAGAUGUUAAAGAGGUUUCCAUUGCAGGUCACCAAUGUACAACAAUUGAAAAGGAUUAUGUUAUUGCCAAGAAGUAAGAGCAUAUGUUUACGGUACUGUAGGAAUAGCUUGUUUUACAAUUUUCUUGUGUCACUUUUAACUACAGAGUUUCACUAAGGCUUUCCAAAUUUUAUGUGAUACGUAACCUUAAUUAUGGUAAAUAAGCUUUAGCGUUUGCUAGAACAAUACUUGCUUGAGGAACAAGGUACGCAGUGGGCCGUAGCUACUGCAUGACUGUACCUUUUAUAUCAGUUGUAUGUGAGUAAUGCAUCUACUGUAGUUUUCUUCGGGUACUUUGUUUUCCUCUUGUAGUAACACUGGACCAUUUGAUCUGGAACUGCAUAUUUUUAAAAAAAUACAGAAAAAAUAG
Paramuricea clavata is the source of this 1934-nucleotide messenger RNA. The record is from the annotation of a GenBank genome assembly. Lineage: Eukaryota; Metazoa; Cnidaria; Anthozoa; Malacalcyonacea; Plexauridae.